Messenger RNA from Oryza brachyantha (malo sina), 725 nucleotides. Its product is annotated as protein PHOTOSYSTEM I ASSEMBLY 2, chloroplastic. The coding region runs from base 77 to 520 and encodes 147 amino acids. Lineage: Eukaryota; Viridiplantae; Streptophyta; Magnoliopsida; Poales; Poaceae. The record is from RefSeq and is a predicted model, not a curated record. The transcript is spliced from 3 exons.
GACUUUAUCCGCCCACACGAGUCGAGGAGACGAGGCGGGAGAGGUGGAGAGGGCGAGCAGACGAGGAGGCGGAGCUAUGGCGGCGGCGGCGGCGCAGUGGUGCGGCGCGGCGGGGCUAGACCGCUGGGUGGGCAGGUGGCGGCAGUGCAGCCUGUCGCCGCUGCACCGGCCACCUGUGCCGGCCGUGUCGUCGCAGUCGCGGCGGACGAGGAGGAGGAAAGGCAAGGUGGGGUGCGUCUCCGUCCGAAGGGAGCUCGCCGCGGCAGGGCCGGCGGCGCCGCCGGAGGAGACCGAGGCCGACACAGAGGAAGAAGGUGUAGAGUGCGAGGAGUGCAGCGGCGCGGGGUGGCUGCUCUGCGGCUUCUGCAAGGGGAAGAAGAACAACGUCAAGUCGGAGGAGAGCAGCCGGAUCUACCGCCGCUGCCCGACCUGCAAGGCCGGCACAUCAUUUGUCCAAGAUGCAGGGUCUACAAAUGCAUCACUUAUCCAGAGAGCAAUGACUCAUGAACAGAGGUGCUGAUUGCAACUGAUCGAUCGAAGCUGUAAAACUUGGAUGGAAAUCUGAUCCUUUCGAUGAAAUGACACCGAUGAAUAUAAACACAAAUCUCGCAGCUCUGAAUCUGAUUGUACUACGGAUCAACGCAGAAUGACUAUGUACAUAACUGCAUAGCAAAAUUACUGUACCUUGUUCUUCCAAAUAUGAGUCUUUUCCUCUUUCUUGUCGA